UUAAUAUUUAUUUAUUUAUUAAUAAUAAUAAUAACAUCAAAACAAAUGCCACGAUUUGUGUGGUGUGUAUUGCGUGUCAAACGGCGCAUGCGUUCAAUCAAAUACACUAUAAACACACGUUUGACAUUCAAACCCACUGUAAACACAAUUAUUACGUUAUGACUCGUGACCGGGAUCGGGACCGAGAUCGGGACAGGAUCAGGGAUCGAGAUCGUGACCGACGCGGCGGCGACAGAGAUCGCGAUAGACACCGAUUGUCGCCGUCGGCCGACAGUCAUCGAGGCCGCGGUGGUAACCGAUCGUCGCCUGAUCGACACCGAUAUAGGGACCGUCGCGACCACUCGUCCGAUCGCCGCCGGACUCGUAGCCGCAGUCGAUCACCGAAUGAUAGCCGACGCCGACAUCGGAGCCGAUCUAAGGAUAAGUCGGAAAGUAGUCAUAAAGCCGACGCCGACGCGAGGCCACAGUUGGACGACAAGGCACUGGAGGGCAAAAGUGAAGAAGAGAUAGAAAUGAUCAAAAUGAUGGGUUUUGGCGACUUUGAUACCACUAAAGGCAAACGUGUCAAAGGCAACGAUGUCAGUGCUGUACAUGUCUUACAAAAGCGUAAAUAUCGACAAUAUAUGAACAGAAAGGGUGGUUUCAAUCGACCACUUGAUUAUGUGCCCUAAAUAUACUGUAUAUAAUAUCAUAUACAUGUCAGUCACCGAUUUUUAUAACAACCAUCACAUUCAAUAUUAUUUGAUCAUUUCUACACUAAAAAGAAACAAACAUUGAAUUUAUGAUAAUAUCUCUCUUUUUUUGUUGUUGUUGUUUGGUUUUU
Molecule: messenger RNA, 823 nt
Organism: Oppia nitens
Lineage: Eukaryota; Metazoa; Arthropoda; Arachnida; Sarcoptiformes; Oppiidae
Product: U4/U6.U5 small nuclear ribonucleoprotein 27 kDa protein-like
Exons: 5
Coding region: 159-671 (170 amino acids)
Biological process (GO): RNA splicing
Cellular component (GO): precatalytic spliceosome
Source: RefSeq, a predicted model, not a curated record